This is a messenger RNA of Siniperca chuatsi (mandarin fish), 12900 nucleotides long. It is a transcript of the gene dchs2, whose product is annotated as dachsous cadherin-related 2. The record is from RefSeq and is a predicted model, not a curated record. Gene Ontology annotation, cellular component: plasma membrane. Gene Ontology annotation, molecular function: calcium ion binding. Gene Ontology annotation, biological process: homophilic cell-cell adhesion. Bases 1666 to 11484 code for a protein of 3272 amino acids. The transcript is spliced from 20 exons. NCBI's taxonomy places the organism in Eukaryota, Metazoa, Chordata, Actinopteri, Centrarchiformes, Sinipercidae.
AGAGCUAUGUGACCAAAGAAUGAAUGUAAAAUGGAAGGCCUGGAAAUGUACUGGAAAGGUUAUUAAUUGAUAUGGAUUACAGGUGUAAUUUUUGUGGUCAGUUCAGUCAAUUAUUUUACUUGGAAAUUAAAUGAACAAAGAAAAAAGGUCACAUUUCAAGCCAUUUCUUUGUCAGUUUUGUAUCAUUCAGUUGAAUAAAUUUGGGAUUUGAUGGGGUGAUGGACACCUAGCGUUUUUUAAAAUGUUAUAGACUAAAAGCUUAAUUGAAAAAUCAAUCAAUAAUAAAAAUUAAUCAGUCAAAGCCCUUGUUGAGUUAUUAAGAACAGUAAGACAUUUAAUCCUAAGGAUUAAAAUAUGCGAAUUAUACCAUUAUGAAAACUAAUUAAGAGUAUGUAAUGUGCUAAACAUCAGAACUUAUGACAUUUCAGUUCAGUUCUCUCAAGUUCUUUUGACUGCUGAAGGAUUGAGGUUACACUUUGUAAAUUCCUUGUGUACAGUAUAUUUCUAUUUUUAAAUUAUAUUUGUAUGCUGUUAUGCCUUCCAUGUCAUCAUUUGUAAACCUGAAAAAAAGUUUGUAAUGCAUAGAGAUUUGUAGUAGAGUCUAAAUAACAUGUGUGUACUAAUUAUAGCAACAGAAUAUGAGAUAAAAGGAGUGCUUUUAACAGCUGAAAGCAGGGACAGAAAUCAUAACUUAAAAGUGUGUGUGCAUGUAAAACUUCAGUGUCACACACUGAAGGUUUUGUCUAACAUGCACACAUUUUAUUUAGACAACCUAAUUUUUAAGAAUACAAAUCUCAUCUAUACAUUCACAAAGUUUUUUCACAGGUUUACAAAGGGUGAUAGACAACUUACUUGUCAAAUUACUUCUUUUCAGACGCUUAAAACGCUUAUUUGAGACAACAAGUGGCCAGAUAAACUUGAUUGAACUCAAAUUUGGCUUGUUUGACUGUUGGGGGAAGUGUUACAGUAAAAAGUUCCACUGUGCAGUGCCUGCAGUUCUUAUUUUUACCAGUAGAGGGACCCCAAUGUCCCUCUUUUUCCUUCUAUAUGUGCUUUUGCCAAACUGAACCUCAUUAAAUCGCUUAUAACUGAUUUAUUCUAACCAUUUCACCAAAAUCAGGCGUGCAAAAUAGCAGAUUGUUUUAGCUAAACGUUCUCACUACAGUUCAGUCCACACGAGGUUUAUCUUUAUUUCCUCUACUUUCCUGUACACUUUCUGAUCUUCAACAGGUCAAACACACUGCCACCUGUCAGCACGCGUCACUGUAGGCGGCCUAAUCUCUCGGCCUAAUUAAAUCUGAAGCAAUCAGGGCCACAGAUGGAGCCGAUCAGCGUGGGCCGCCUGCCAGGAGGUGUGUUCAAUGCGCACAGUUGGUGCUCUGUGGCCACUCAGUGCCGUAAUGUGUGAAGAAGCCCAGGGGAUUUGUGUUACUAGAUGUGUGGAUUUCUACGCUCCAAAAUCACGCAACAAGCUGAUAUAUAUAAUAUUGUGAUGGAGAAUGACUGCUGGCUGUUUUCCUGCGCGCAAAAAUGCACUGUGCGUUUACCUGUUUUGGUUUGGAGAAGCGAUCUAAAAUAUGAUUUAAGAGUUUGACUUUGACACGGAAAUAUGUAGCCUAACUUCGACUCACAAACCAAGAGCUCAAAGCCAUAUGUAAGGGAGGAAUGGGUAGCAAAAAUGCCGCAACUUCGCUCCUUUGGACGCUCGUCCUGUCGCUGCUUUGCGCACAGUCGCUGGGGCAGGUGUUCAACCUGACGCUGUCUGUUAAAGAGGGUUUGCCUGCCAAAACCAUCGUUGGAGAUCUGGGAGCGGGGUUAAGCAGGCCGAGCACUGGAUUCUUCAUCUCAGAGAGUACAGACUCAUAUGUGUUUAGAGACUUGGAAAUAGACGCAGACACGGGGAUCAUCUCCACUGCCGUGAUCUUGGACAGAGAAAGCAGAGAUAAGUAUGAAUUUGUGGCAGCCACUCUUACAGGUGAGAUGAUAAAAGUGAAACUAGAGGUGAAAGAUGUGAACGACCACUCACCUGGGUUUCCCUCAGAGGUGGCUGACUUGGAAAUAUCAGAAUUGAGCCCCCCAGGGAGUCAAUUUCAGCUUGAAGGUGCUAAAGAUGAGGAUGAGGGUGAGUUUGGUACCCAGGGAUACAGGAUCGCAGAGAGAGAGAUGGGUGAGUUAUUCCACCUAGAGUAUCGCAGUGGAUCUGAGCACCACCCGAGCCUGGAUCUUAUCCUUACAAGCAAACUAGACCGAGAAACACAGGACUUCUACUCCUUCACUAUUGAGGCCUUCGAUGGUGGCAUCCCAGCCAGGACGGGGACUCUGCAGGUGAACAUCCACGUCCUGGAUGAGAACGACAACCCUCCUGUGCUCAACCAGACUGAAUAUCACGCCUCGCUGCCUGAGAAUGCUCCGGUGAUGACUGCUGUGUGUCAGGUGCACGCCACCGACCUCGACCUGGGCGACAAUGGCAGAAUCACUUAUGAGAUCAACAGGCGGCAGAGUGACCCAAAUGAGAUUUUCUCCAUCAACGAAACCAGUGGGGUGGUGUAUCUCAACAAGCCACUUGAUUAUGAGACUCAGGCUUUUCAUGAGUUGAUCAUCAGCGCGAGAGAUAACGGGGCUCAGCCUGAGUACAGCAGCACUUUUGUGGGCGUGAAGGUGCUUAAUAUCAACGAUAAUAGUCCCACCAUCAGUGUGCUGUUUCUCAGUGAGAUGGGAGAUGCAGUGGUGUCAGAGGCAGCAGCGAUUGGGGACUACAUUGCCCGGAUUUCAGUGUCGGACCCCGACUUUGAGGAGGAGAGGGUCACUGUCACGCUUGAGGGGGGUGAUGGGAAGUUCACCCUGAAGCAGACAGAUGAUUUUCUGUAUGCUUUGUGUGUCAAUGCAGAGCUAGACAGGGAAGAAAAGGAUCUGUACGAGUUGAAGGUGCAAGCAUCAGAUUUUGGGAGCCCACCCCUGAGCGAUGAGAUGGUCUUCCUCCUGAGGGUGGCUGACACCAAUGAUUGCCACCCAGUUUUUGAGAAGGAUGUAUACAUCGUGAGCAUUGCCGAGGACGCUCCUCUGGGGAGUUCCCUCAUCCAGAUGCAGGCCCGAGACGCAGAUGAUGGAGUCAACUCGGAUGUCAGAUACUCCAUCCUCAAGUCCAACCAGGACAGCCUGAUUAGCAUCGACCCAGAGUCAGGCCUGGUCACAACAGCUGCAGUUCUGGACAGAGAGACACAGAUGGAGGUUUGGUUCCUGGUGGUGGCAGUUGAUGGAGGGGAACCAGCUCUGUCAUCCACAGCUACAGUCACUGUGCUGGUGGAGGAUGUCAAUGACAACGAGCCUGUGUUCCAGCAGCAGCUGUACAACGCGUCCAUACCAGAGCACAGUGACGUUGGGAGCUGCUUUUUACAAGUUGUUGCCACAGAUGCAGACAGCCCUGAGUUUGGCACACUGCUCUACUCUCUGUCUGACGGCUUUGAAAAGCAGGACAAACACCCACUCUUCAAAAUCCACCCCCAGACUGGAGAGCUGUGCGUCUCUCAGGACAUCGAUCGAGACUCGGGACAGACGGUCCAUGACAUUCUGAUCAAAGCUGAAGAUCCAGGAGGCCUGAGUGCUCAAACCUACGUGCACAUUGAUGUAGAAGACCUGAAUGAUAACGCUCCAGUGUUUAACCCUGACGAGUACACCAUGAGCAUCAGCAGCCACGCACAGCCCGGCACAGAAAUCCUCAAUGUUAUUGCUACUGACCGAGAUUCUGGCAGGUUUGGACAGGUCACCUAUGAGGUCCUUCCUGGUGACAUGUCCAGUUUGUUUGCACUGGAUAAACAAACAGGAAUGCUCUUCCUGACCUCCACUCUGACCCACCUCGGUGCAGCCAGUGUGAAGCUCUCAAUAACAGCACAGGAUGGGGAAGGCUUGACCUCAGUCAGGCCUGCAGAGGUCACCAUCAAUGUUUUACAGAGCGGCCAGGCUCCACCUGUGUUCCAGAGGUCACACUACACCUUUACAGUGCCUGAGGACGCACCGCCAGGGACUUCUGUGGGGACAGUAGAGGCCAUAAACCCAGCAGACCCUGUGGAAUCAGUAUCCUACCGAAUCUCCUCUGGAGACCCUCAGGGUUUGUUCUCCAUUCAUCCAAAGUCCGGCCUGAUCAGCAACAUCAAACCUCUGGACCACGAGUCGCAGCCUUAUGCCCUGCUGGUUCUUCAGUCCUACACUGACACCUCUCCAGUUUACAGCACCACCCAGGUCAACAUCACUAUUGCUGACAUUAAUGACAACACUCCUGUUUUCCCCAAACUCAGUGACACCAUCACAGUGUCUCAAAACACAGUACCAGGGACAGUGUUGUUCAUCGCUCAUGCACACGACUAUGACAGUGGUGCCAAUGGGAGGGUGCAGUAUUACCUGAAAAGUACUAGAAAUGGUACGUUUGUUGUUGACCACAACCGUGGGACAGUUACAUUAAAUCAGAGAUUACAGGCGGAUCAUCAGCAGAGGUACAGCCUGGAAAUCGUGGCUAAAGAUGAAGGCGAACCUUCACUGAGCUCUACACUGACCCUCACAGUCAAUGUGGACCGCACCGCUGCUGAAGACAGCCUGGCCUUCGAGACAUUAGUCUACCAGGUGGAGAUAGGUGAGGGCUACAGGAAAGAUUCAAGGGUCAUCCAGGUGAGGGCACACCGGAGCCGGGGAGCUCACCUGACGAACUCAGGCCUCACCUACUCCUUGGAGGCAGAAGCCGGAUAUCCUCCUGCUCCGUUUAGGAUUCACCCAAAGACCGGAUGGUUGUAUCUCACCCACAGUCUCGACUAUGAGGCAGAAUCCAUGUUUCGUUUUCGAGUGUUGGCCACAGCCAGAGAGGCCUCGCUGGCAAACAUCACAGCUAAAGCCACGGUGACAGUGCUGGUGCUGGACAUCAAUGACAAUGCCCCGGUGUUCAGCAGUGAGGUCUACUACUUCACUGUGUCAGAGGGGUCGUCGCCUCAAGGCCUGGUGGGAACAGUCAAGGCCAUGGAUAAGGAUUCUGGGAAAAAUGCCCAGCUGUCCUACAUCCUGCUCUCAGAUGGGAAGUUCUUUCGCAUCAACGCUAAAACAGGUGAAAUUAUCAACUGGGUGGCGCUGGACCGGGAGCAGCACAGCCAACACAGUCUGAAGGUGAUGGUGACAGACCAGGGCCACCCUCGUCUCAAUGCCACCGCCACCGUUCACAUCCUGGUCACUGACAUCAAUGACAACACUCCACAGUUUACACACCUGCCUGCCAGCAAGGAGCUUAGCGUUCAGAUAUGGGCUGGUCUACCAGCAGGAUCCUUUGUGACAAACAUGUUUGCCAAAGAUUUAGAUGCAGGAGAAAAUGGAACAGUCACCUUCUCAUUGGUCACAGUUGAUUUAGAGGACGAGAGUCUUGGACACUUUGAGAUUGACAGUAAAAGUGGAGACGUCCGAACAACGGAGCUUUUCACUCAGAACGCUGAACUGUACUACACUCUGAAAAUAAGUGCCAAGGACAGCGGCGCCACGCCUCUGGAGGAGACUGCAGUCAUUCAUGUUCAGGUUUAUGGGUUAGAGGCUAGGUAUGGCCGAUCUGACCACCAAAUUGUGAGGCGUUUUACAGUGAAAGAGGACACGGAGCCGGCGACUGUUAUCGGCUCUGCCAGAGUUUCAGAUAAAGGGAGAUUCCACUAUUCCAUCUCUGAGGGCGACGGGAGCAUUCACUUCAGCAUCGACAGCUCCUCUGGUGACAUAUACAUCAACCAGCAGCUGGACUACGAGUCUGCUAUGCAGUACUUCCUCAUGGUUCAAGCUGAAGAUGUAGGACCUGCUCCUGGAGUGAACGUGUCUGUGCUGGUCAGUGUGAUAGUGGAGGAUGUAAACGACCACACACCCUGGUUUCCUGAUAAACUGGUAACAUUCGGUCUGUGGGAGGAUGCUGCAGUCGGAUCACUGGCGUUUGCUUUUCAUGCCCGGGAUGCUGAUGGGACCUUUCCGAACAGUGCCCUCCGCUACUCCCUGACCUUUGACCCUGAACUCAGCAGGUCUUCAUCACGCUUCCCCUUUCAGAUCAACGCUCACACAGGGAUUCUGACGGUAGCAGGACCUUUAGACCGGGAGACCACCCACAGCUUUGCCUUCACUGUAACAGCCACCGACCAGGCAAAGAGGAAGGACGAGCGUAAACAGACGUCAGUGACGGCUCAGGUCUUCCUGCUGGAUGUGAACGAUAACCGGCCGGUGUUUAUAUCAGCGGACACAGCUCAGGUGAUGGAGGAUGCAGAAGUGGGGAGUCUGCUGCAUCAUUUUGUGGCCAUAGAUGGAGAUCGAGGGGAAAAUGGGGUUGUCUCCUACGUCAUCAUGGCUGGAAACAGGAAAGAAUUCUUCACCCUUGAGGAGAAAACAGGCCUCUUGUUUCUCUCGGCCCCUCUGGACUAUGAGACACAACGUUUCCACCGUCUGACCGUCCGUGCAGUGGACCAUGGCCUGCCCUCGCUCUCCUCCACCCAGACUCUGACAGUGGAGGUGGGGGAUGUGAACGACCAGCCACCUAUCUUCAGUCAGAGCAUCUACAACGCCAGUGUGGCAGAGAACAGAGACCCUGGAGAACCAGUGAUCAGGGUCUCUGCCACUGAUGAGGAUUCAGAGGAGAAUGCCGUAGUGUGGUACAGUGUGUUGCCCGGCCCUGGCUACGAGCUCUUCAGCAUCAACCCUUACACUGGUCUGAUCACCACCACCUCCUACAUGGACAGAGAGCAGCAGCAACAUUUCACUCUCAGAGUCCAGGCUCGUGACAGCAGCACACGGCCUCUGUCGGGUACAGCCACAGUGCUGUGCUCUGUGCUGGAUGACAAUGACAACCCUCCAGAGUUCAUGCAGUCAUCCUUCCAGAUCAGCCUGCCAGAAAACCUGCCUCCUGGGGUUGUCCACACUGUUCAGGCCUCUGAUCCAGACCAAGGGGAAAAUGGAACUAUACACUACUCCAUAUUAGGUGAGGACUACAGAGGUUGCUUCACCAUCAACAGCCACACAGGUGUUGUCAGCACCACACAGGUCCUUGACCGUGAGGAAAGACAGAAUUACACACUCACCAUACAGGCCCGUGACUAUGGCCCCACCCCGCUCAGCUCCUCCACCCAACUCCAGCUGGUGCUGCUGGACCAGAAUGAUAACAUCCCUUCCUUCACCCGUAAGAGCUACCACGCCUCCAUCAGCGAGGGCGUACCUGCAGGAGCUGAGGUCCUCCGUGUUAUUGCCUUUGAUCCUGACGAGGGGUCCAACGGGGAUGUGACCUACUCUCUGACAGAGGACAGCAGCCAGGGGGCCUUCUCAGUAGAUGCUCUCACAGGAGUGAUCCGCACCACCAGGUCUCUGGACAGAGAGAGCAGGGCUCAAUACACGCUCAAAGCUGUGGCUACUGACGGCUGUACUCAAGGACCACUGAGCUCUGUGGCAUCGGUGACCAUACAGGUGGAGGAUGUGAAUGACAAUGUGCCAGUCUGUGACGAGAAUCCCAUCAAUGCAUGGGUUUCUAUGAGGACUCUACCAAACCAGAUAGUUACCACGGUGACAGCAACAGACGGUGACCAGGGAGAGAAUGGGACUAUACACUUUAUGUUGUCGGAUGAGGAAAAUCUGUUUGACAUCAACAGCGAGUCUGGAGAGAUCUCGCUGAGAAGACGAGUGAGAGCAGGUUUCUCCGGGAGGAAGCUGCAGGUUGUGGUUUCAGACCGAGGACGACCUGCUUUAACCUCCACCUGCCUGUUUUUUAUCCAUCUGAAGGGAGAACACGAAGGACUACAGUUCACAAACAAAGUGUACAACGCUACUGUCAAGGAGAACAGUAGAGCUGGCACUUGGAUUGCAAAAGUGGAGGCCAGUGACCAAACCAACAGCAGACAGAGGAUCACAUACACCAUAUUUAGUGGCAACGAGAAUCGCAUUUUCUCCAUCAAUCGUCACACAGGUGAGAUCCGUGUGCAGAAAGAUAACUCUCUGGACUUUGAGGUGAGCCCUCAGAUCCAACUGGUAGUGCUGGCUGACAACGGGCUGCAGACAGCUCACUGCAGGGUCUCCAUCAGCCUGCUGGAUGUGAAUGACAAUGCACCAGUGUUUGAACACAGCAACUACAAAACAGCUGUCUGGGAGGGGCAAGUGCACAACACCUACAUUAUGCAGGUGUUUGCGUCCGAUGCUGACAGCGGGAUGAACGGGCAGGUUGAGUACUCCAUCGUGUCUGGUAACCCUAACGAAGCAUUCAUUUUAGACUCUGUUCGUGGGAUUCUUGCUACCAAUGUCUUACUGGACCGAGAGAUCACCCCGUCAUACAAGCUGGUUCUGCAGGCAGCAGACAGGGGGAACCCUCCGCUCACCAGCACCACCAUCAUCAGGGUCCAAGUGGUGGACAUCAAUGACAACAGCCCUGCCAUCCCCCCCAUGGAGCCUGUGGUUAUAGCAGAGAAUCUGCCAGCAGGUUACAUGGUCACCCAGGUGACUGCAAAUGACGUGGACCUGAGCUCAACCAUCACCUACAGCUUUUCAGACAACAGUAGCACCAAUGUUCCCUUUGCUAUUGACCGAUAUACUGGUGUGGUCACCCUGACUCGAGCCCUGGACUAUGAGGAGCAGACAGAGUACACGCUGACAGUCUGGGCUUCUGACUACCUCCACCAGACCACUGGAGAGGUCAAAGUUCAAGUGCUUGACAUCAAUGACAAUGCUCCAGUCUUCACCAAGGUCUCCUACCAGGUGGAGUUGUCAGAGUUGGUUUCAGCAGACACAUUAGUUUUGUCCAUGUCCGCUACUGACAGAGACUCUGGACUCAAUGGCAAGAUCACCUACAGACUGCUUUCAUCUCCUUUACAAGGCUUUUACAUCGAGCCAGAAAAUGGGUCCGUUUUCACCAAUAAGCCCUUGAAGACCAUCACAAACAGCAACCUGAUCCAUCUAUUGGUUGAGGCCAGAGACGAAGGCGAUCCUGUGCAGUCUACUGUCACCUCCAUAGAUGUGCUGAUUCUGGACACCAACGACCAUGCACCUUUGUUCCACCAGGACAUCUACACGCUCACCGUCCCAGAGGACACACCCACAGACACCACCCUACUGAUGCUGUCUGCAGAGGACCAAGACUGGAGCCCCGAAAAUACCCAUUUGGACUAUGUCAUCCUCAGGGGAAAUGAGGAGAAGCGAUUCUGUCUGGAAGUAAAAAUGGUUCAGGUUGAUAAUCAGAUGAGAAAUGUAGGAAAACUUGUUCUGUGUAACCCUUUAGACCGUGAGACCACGGAGAGCUAUGCACUAACAGUGAGUGUGUCUGAUCGAGGAAUGCCUCCACUGAACAGCUCUGCUGUCAUUAUGGUGACUGUGACAGACUGCAAUGACAAUACCCCUGUCUUUUCCAGCACAGAAUACCAUGCGCAGGUGAGUGAAAACAGCCAAGUAGGUAGCAGGCUGGUCCAGGUCAGUGCUCAAGAUCCUGACCUGGGAACCAAUGGCCUGUUGCAGUAUGACAUUAUCUCCGGGAACAGUAAGGGUCACCUCAAGCUCGACCCUCAGUCUGGCCUUCUGGUGGUCAACCACUCGCUUGACUAUGAGGAUGACUCAAAAUACACCCUCACCAUCCGAGCAUCUGAUGGCGGUGAAUCAUAUGAAGAACGUAAAGUGGCUUUUACAGUGGUCUUCAUCACAGUGUUGGAUGAAAAUGACAACACUCCAUACUUCAUGUUCCCUAGUGUUAACUGUUCUGUGCUGGAGAACCUGCCUGCGUUUACCCACACAUGUUCUGUCCAUGCUGUUGACAAUGACUUAGGCCCCUACGGCCAGCUAACCUACUCUAUUUUGUCCUCAUGCUUCAUGGACUAUGGCAGUGGCAGCCCUGAGAAGAAGGAGGCCUUUGCCAUCGACCACCUAACAGGCGACAUUCACACCAGACAGACCUUUGAUUAUGAACGCGAGAGUGAGUACUGCUUUGUAGUAGAGGCCAGGGACAGAGGCGACAAAGCAGCUACAGUGAGAGUGCAGGUGUCCAUCAAGGGAGUGGAUGAGUUCAGUCCUGUCUUCACCCAAAAGCAGUAUCAUUUCCUCCUGCCAGAAAAUGCCAAGCCUGGAGAGAUAGUCGGUUAUGUGAUGGCGAUGGACCAUGAUGGAGGGGUGGACGGGCUGGUGGAGUACUCCCUUAUGAAGUCAUCGCCAUUUUUCUCAAUAAACAAAACAAUUGGUGCCAUUUUUGUGUCAGGUCCUGUAUAUCGCAGAAGAGGCAGCCAUGCUACUGAGGACAUGGUGAAGCUGAUAGUGUCUGCAGGUAGUCCCAGAUUGGCCUCCAGGACCACUAACUGCCUAGUUUUCGUCAAUAUCUCCAGCUCAGCAGAGGCACUCACCGGGGUGCCUCUUGAUGCGCACAUGCUCAGUUUGAUUGUCUCACUAAUCAUGUUCCUCCUUGUCCUCCUCAUUUUUGUGGGCUUGGUUCUCAGGUACAAAAUCAAGGAAGCGGCAAUCAAGAAGGCUGCUGCCAUUGCCGCUAACUUGAACCACGGCACAGGCUCGUUCGGUAGAUCCAUUAGCCAAGCACAAAAUGCUAUCUCUCUGCAGGAGAUAGAACGGCCCAGCAUCUUGAUGACCAGAAGGGACAUAUCGAACCCAUACAAUCAGUCAGAUUCGAGCGGCCGUGGAUCAGCAGAGGGUGAGACCGCUGAAGACCAGGAGAUCAAGUGGAUUAAUGAGUACCCCUGCCGUAAAAGAGACAAAUCUGUGAAAGGCAACCAGACCAUGGAAAUCCCAGAUUCUGCUUUACCUGGGGACAACAUCUCCUGCCACUCUAUCGAUGUAGGGCCGGAGCACAUUUCAUCUGUCAAUAAAUGUUUAGUCUCAGGGAUGGCCAGCACAGAAAGCCUCCACCACUUCAAAGAGGAGGGAGGAGGUGAGGGACUACUUCCUGCAAUACUUAGGGUGAGGGAUUUGGAGGAGAGCAUGAGGAUGAAUGGGUAUGCUCCCCUCUCGGAAGCCCACGUCUCCGCAGAUUCUCUCUCUUCACUGGUGUGUCUAGAGGAGCAGCUGCAGGGCAGCUACAACUGGGACUACAUUUUGGACUGGGAGCCACAAUUCCAAACUCUUGCCUCCGUCUUCACCGAUAUCGGGAUGCUCCCUGACGAGGAGCUUCAAGGCGGCCAUGAGGACUUAGCAGCAGAGGCAAGCUGUCUCAUGUACCCACCGCCUCUUAUAACGGGAGUGGCUCAGCCUGGCAUUAGAACUGUACCUCCACGAAAGCCGGGGCGUAUGCCAAGCCUGUGCAGGAAGCCUUCUUACCCCAAAUAUGCAUAUUCCCCCUUAGCAAGGAACACAGGACUUACCCCUUCAGCCAUGACACCCACUUUCUCCCCAUCGCUGUCUUCUCUCACCAUUAGGACCCCCAGUGCCUCACCAGUUGUCUCUGAGACCGGGGUGGGGGGUAUCAGACUUGACUCAGGGCCCCUCACUGCAAGUCUACUGGAGGCAGAAAUCCAGGUGUAGACAUGAACUUUGACCAAGUUUAUCUGUGACAUUCAGUUCCAUCUUCCAUUCACCAUAUGAAGGUAUUUCCCUUAUUAUUUCUAAGGGACUUUAAGUCAGUUUAGUUUUGAUUUUGGUUUAUUGACAACAUUCUAAUAUAUUCAUUAAAUACAACAUAUCAAACUUUUUCACAGAGAGUACAAAAAAGUCCUGGACUUAUUUCCAUUGUUGUCCCCAUUUUAAUGGCUUCAGACUCAUGGGUGUCAUGAGUUUAGUCUCAAAGGGGGGAUACCAGGCAAAUUUGUCAUUUGAACAUAAUAUAGUCAUUUAAUUACUUAGAUUGAGGUUGAUUUCAUAACUCGCUUCUGUAAUAAAGCUAAUAUCGGGAAAAGCCUGAACUCAGUCUUGCAUUACAUUCUUAUAAUGCAGCACUUUGAAUAAGAGCAGAUGUUCGAGUCAGCAAUUAAUUAUUGAAUCUUUUAUUGUAAACAUGUUUAUAUGUGCAGAAAAUGAAACACGUUCUUAUUGAAGUUGGUUACAGCUUCUAAAUGGAAACUUUUUAAGGUUGGUUUAACUUUAAUAACCGAAGAAAGGCAACAUUGUUCUGUGGUUAAGUCUGUCUUCCUGGAAUCAUAAAAAAACGUGUUUUGAAUACAGACCCAUUUUUGCCUCCCUCUUCUUUAAUAUACCAAUACCUGCCAAUAAAAUGCCAAUAAAAUCCCAUGACGAAAAGAACUUAUUUUAUUCCUUCAAUCCAGGACAGUUCUUAAUUUCAAUAUUAUAUUGUUCAGUCUUUAAAAGCUAGAUAAGCGUCAAGGCUUAAGCAGACAUCAUCCAAAAGUAAAAAAAAAAUGAGGGAUUCUUCACUGACACUCAUUUUGUAUGGAUUCAAGAAAUGGGAUUAUAUUGUCCUGCUGUCACUGGUCAGCAUGACUGCAGAUUUUCACAAACCAGUUCCAGGUCCUGGCUGUUUUACUUUUUCUCAUGAACAGAAAUGGGCUGUUCCCUUCAUGAUUGUUUUUGUGUGUGCUGACUGUAGACUAUGGAAACCCUAGUAAUAAACAGCACUUUAUGUACAAUUUCCAGAGAAUUGUAUGAGUUUAAAUAUUUAUAAAUUUGCAAACACAUUUGCAAUAAAAAAAACUUUCUUCUGUAUUUUCUUGGGUUCAGCAUGUAAAAGUGUGAUGUUAUGGUACUGAUUGUCUUUCAGGAUGAUUUUUUUAGCUUCUGCAUGUACAGUAUGUGUAUAAUGUUAUAUUCAAAGACAGGAUUUCAUCCUGAAUUGCAGUGCCUCUCUUUAAAACAUAUGGUAGAAUCUUAUUUUGGUUUCAAUGGGCAUUUUUUUUCCUGAAUCAAUUUUUGACAUGACCACCCCCAGUAUUUUUCCGUGUUUUUUCUCAAGAAGUAUCCAAAGUGAAACGGUCAAAGGGUUUCAGU